This is a messenger RNA of Syzygium oleosum, 1131 nucleotides long. RefSeq names its product putative F-box protein At3g25750. Bases 1 to 1131 code for a protein of 376 amino acids. The record is from RefSeq and is a predicted model, not a curated record. The transcript has a single exon. Lineage: Eukaryota; Viridiplantae; Streptophyta; Magnoliopsida; Myrtales; Myrtaceae. Gene Ontology annotation, molecular function: protein binding.
AUGGCGGAGAAUUGGGCCGACCUUCCCCAAGAGCUGCUACAACUGUGCUCGACACAACUCCUUCUAAAGGACCGGCUCGCAUUCCGAUCCGUGUGCUCGACGUGGCGUGCCGCCGCAUUCGAAGAGAGGUUCGAUCUACCAUGGUGGAUGCUCGAGGACGAUAAGUGCACCGAGACCAAGUGGGCCGAGUUCUACAGCCCCUUCAGUUCGCAAAUUCACAAAGUUGUAUUGCCGGAAGUGAAGGGGAAGAGGUGCUUCUCUUCACGGGGUUGGAUCUUGACCGUCGGCACAGACUCAGAAGUCCACAUGCUGAAUCCCCUGUCCCGUGCCUUGCGCUAUCGCGACGACGACAUCAUUAAGCUCCCUAACGUGAACAAACUGUCCAGUUGGGAUGACGAAAUAAGUAAACCGGAAGUCGACAAGUUCAUCUUGUCUGCAAGCCCCGCUUCAUCUCCAAACUAUACAGUUAUGGUCAUCUAUUGGCCCUCUGGACCAUUAGCCUUUUGGAAACCAGGCAAUGAGGAGUGGAAAACGUUGACUCCCCCGGCCCAGUAUGAUGAUAACAAGUAUAAUGAUGACCUGGAAGAUAGCGACCUGUAUGUGGAUAAGGAUGUUUUGGAUGUCAUAUAUUACCGGGGGCAAUUUGUUGCAGUUAACUCCAGUGGCAGUAUAUUCACUUGUGAUGUGGAUGGACCAGAUCCGACGGCGCAAGUUAUACUGGAGAUGCCUCUGGAAUUUCGAGAUCUCUGGAAGCAUAGCGAGGAUCAGUACUUGGCGGAGUCGGCCGGCCGUCUGUUGUUGGUCUCACAAUUAUCACGACCAGAACGAUAUAGUAGUGUGAUUACCGGAUUCCGGGUUUUCGACGUUGAUUUAGAUACUAGAGAGUGGAAGGAGCUUGAGAGCAUGGGGAAAGUGUCUUUCUUUGUGGGUUUUAACUCUUCCUUUUCAGUACGUGUUGACGACAACAAGCAGGGUAUCAAGCCAAACUGUGUUUACUUUACCGGCUUCGGGGGGAUAGGAACAUACUACAUGGAAGAUAAAAGAAUUGAGUUUGAUCAACAGGCUGAUUAUAAUUCUUAUCCGCCUCCAUGGAUCGAAUCUCCACCUCUAUGGAUUGAACCAAGUUUUUGA